Messenger RNA from Plodia interpunctella (Indianmeal moth), 3784 nucleotides. RefSeq names its product membrane alanyl aminopeptidase-like. Lineage: Eukaryota; Metazoa; Arthropoda; Insecta; Lepidoptera; Pyralidae. The record is from RefSeq and is a predicted model, not a curated record. Bases 59 to 2815 code for a protein of 918 amino acids. The transcript has 15 exons. Gene Ontology annotation, molecular function: peptide binding; zinc ion binding; metalloaminopeptidase activity. Gene Ontology annotation, cellular component: cytoplasm. Gene Ontology annotation, biological process: peptide catabolic process; proteolysis.
CUGAACCCUCGCUUAUGAUAACUACAGUAUCCGACUGUGACUACUAGUAGCAUUAGCUAUGGAACUCCGUCUACUUGUUGCAGUGCUCCUAUUAAGCUUAGCUUAUGGAGACACAAACUACAGAUUAAACACACCAAUAGUACCAUCGAACUACAGAAUUAACCUAACACCUUACUUUGACACCAAUGAUGCUCAAGCGUUCACGUUUGACGGAGAAGUUGUCAUAACAUUUACUACCACAAAUGCUACGAAUCAAAUUAAAUUUCAUUCGAAUGAUUUAAAUUUCACAGUGAAUAAUAUCGCUUUAACUCCUAAUAUAAAUUUCGACGCUACAAAUCCACUACAGUUUAAUACAAGCUAUGAUUUUGUGUUUCUCAAUUUACAAAAUGAGUUACAAGUUGGCACGACUUAUAAUUUGAGAAUAGUGUACUCGGGACCUAUAAGGACAGAUUUGAAUGGAUUCUACAGGAAUUUCUAUAUGGAAGGAGGAAUUAAAAAAUGGGUCGGGGCCACUCAAAUGGAACCCACGCACGCAAGGAAGGUGUUCCCGUGUUUCGACGAGCCAGGGUUGAAGGCAACUUUCGACUUGGUAAUAUCUCGGCCUGCGAGCUACAAGCCAUCUCUGUCGAACAUGAAGAUCAUGACAACAGAAAAUAUAGCCAACAACAUGGUGAGGGAAACAUUCUACACCACUCCAAUCAUGCCGACAUACCUUGUCGCCUUCAUUAUCUCAGAAUUUGAUGUGAGGAGUACUGACGACAGCUUCGGAGUAUACACAAGACCUGAAGCCUUGAACCAGACCCAAUUCGCUUUUGAUUUUGGUGAAAACGUUGUCAACCAACUUGGAAAUUACUUCGGUAUCGACUACUACUCUUCUAAUGAACAUUUGAAGUUGGAUCACGUGGCAUUGCCUGACUUCAGGGCUGGUGCCAUGGAAAAUUGGGGUCUAGUUACUUAUAGGGAGUCGUUGCUCCUCUACGUCCCAGGUGAGUCCAUGCCAUACUACAAGUACAGAGUGGCUCAGAUCCUAGCGCACGAGACCACGCACAUGUGGUUUGGGAACCUGGUCACGUGCCACUGGUGGAGCGACACCUGGCUCAAUGAAGGCUUCGCCAAUUACUUCCAGGACUACAUCACUUCUGUGAUCGAACCAGAUCUUGGAUCAGAUGACAUAUUAGUUACUGGUUCAAUGUACGCGGCAUACGACGCUGACAACGCCCCCACUUCUCCCCCCAUCUCCAACGAAGACGUCAACUCACCAGCCGAGAUCAGCGGCCAUUUUGGAACCAUUACCUACCAAAAAGCUGGCUCUGUUAUCAGGAUGAUACAUCACUUGGUCGGCGAUGAGGCAUUCAAGUUUGGCUUGAAUUCUUAUUUGAAUGCUUCGAAAUUUAGCUCAGGUUACCCCGACCGCUUGUACGAAGGUCUCAACGCUGGAGUGACCACCACCAACGCGCUGUCCAUCUACCCUGGUGCUACUAUCAAGGACAUCAUGAUCUCCUGGAUCAACCAAGCUGGCCAUCCCAUUGUUACUGUUAACGUUGACUAUGAAAACCAGAUUGCUACUCUGACACAGAGUCGUUUUUACAUAAACUCGUCUCAUACUUCAGAACAAGAAUACAAAAUACCAAUUACCUAUACCACAAAAGUUUCGCCAAACUUCUCGAACACAAAGCCAGUAUUUAUUUUGGAAGAUAAAACACAGAAUAUUUCUCUGAACGGUUCUCUCGAUGAAAAUUCAUGGACAAUAUUCAAUAUUCAGGAAACAGGUUUAUAUAGAGUGAACUAUGACGACAAUACAUGGAGAAAAAUUGCUCAAGCUUUGUCCGGAGAUGACAGAAGAAUUAUUCAUCAUUUGAAUAGAGCUAAGAUCGUCAAUGACCUGUUCGCUUUCUUCUAUGCGGAUGUCGUAAACUUUGACAGAGUGCAUGAAGUUUUAGAGUUCCUGAAAGUUGAAGAUGACUAUUCAGUUUGGUUCGCAGCUCUCCGUGGACUGAAAAAGUUGAGGAACAGCUAUUUGGGAACUGAUGCUUUGGAAUCUAUUGAACAAUAUGCCCUCGGUUUGAUGGAGAAUAUAAUCAGUGUACUCGGAUAUAUGCCUAGAACGGACGACAGUUUCGAAACCCUCAGAAAUAGGCUGCAGCUACUCGAGUUUGCUUGCGAGAUUGGACACGAAGAGUGCACAGGCCAUAUGGUGCAAAUGUUCAAGGAAUUCAAGGAGUAUGACACAGAAGUACCAGCCAGUCUUAGAUCGGUAGUAUACUGCAAUGGGCUUCGAUUCGGAGACGGUUCUGAUUACGAUUUUCUAUGGAACAGAAUGUUGACGACAAAUGUAGCAAAUGAAGCAAGAACUAUUCUCGAAGUUCUAGGAUGUACCUCUGAUGUAGUAAAAAUGAAAGAAUACCUGUCCUCGGUGUUGGUGACAGAUUCCCCGAUCCGAACUCAAGACUUAACGUCACCACUAGCCAGCAUCCUGACCAAUAGUAGCCAUGCAUCCGCCGUGUUGAAUAAUCUGGACUGCACACAAUGGAGCUCAGUGUACCCAUCCAUGGAGACGAUCCUCACUACAAUAGCUUCUGCAUUGAGAUUCGAAGAAGACAUCAAUCACUUUGAAGCUAUACUGGACAGGAACGAAUGUGAUGCUACAGCCAUCAACAGCGCAAGAACCGUACUAGCACAGCUGGCAGCUUCAGCAUCAUGGGCAGAGGACCAUAAGGACGAAGUGCUCAAAACUGUCAGGAGUGGCGUGAAGCUCACUGUACCGAGUCUGUCGAUAUUGACGUUGGCGAUCGGCGCCUUUGUGAUUUCGUACUAAUGUAAACAUUAAUAAAAAUGAACUAAUCGAAGGGUUUUCUACAUUUGAAGAUAUUAUAAGUUAUGGAGAAAAUGCAGCAAAUAACGAAUAUUUUGUGUGAAAUGUGUUUUUUUUUCUCGUACUUAUACACUACAUAGUAUAAAACAAAGUCGCUUUCUCUGUUCCCAUAUCCCUAUGUAUGCUUAAAUCUUUAAAACUACGCAACGGAUUUUGAUGCGGGUUUUAUUUAUAUAUAGUUUGAUCCCUGAGGAAGGUUUAGGUGUAUAAUUUGUAUCCGAGCGAAGCAGGGACGGGCCGCUAGUUUAAAAUAAGACAAGGAACGAUGUUUACAAAAUUGAAAAUAAAAAAUAAAGUUUUGGAAAACUCUGUUUCAAAUAUUUUAUUAUCACUUACUUAUGUAGGUUCAUAACAUGUACCUUUUAUAGGGUUUUCUGGUAGUAAAUUCCUUUUGUUUUUUUUUUCGUUCCAUAUUAUUGUUAUUGUUUAAUAAAUUAGUGACAAUUUAUUCUGAAGUAUUAUAUAUACUUACCGUAUUAUAUCCAUUUCUAAUAUCUUCUAAGUUUAAAAUAGAUUCUAAGUUAUGAAGAGAUAUAGCUCCACUUUGAUAUAUAGAGAACAAAAUGUAAGUUACAUAUAAGUAUAAGAAUACAAUAUAGAACAACUAAGUUACAAGGCUGAACUAUGAAUAUAUGUAUUUUUUUUUUGUUAAUUUCGCUUUUGGUGCAAUAAAGAGUAUUGUAUGUCGAAUAUAAUUUUAUAUUUAAACUUUUUAUUUUAUUUCGAGAGAUAUAUUAAAAUAUUAUAUUAGUAGUAUAUGAUUUGGAAAAAAUGUCGUAAGAAAAAUUGUAAAUAGGUACUUAAAUGCUUUCUGAACUAAUUUAAAAAAAUAUUCAACGUGUUAAAGUCAAACAUGUGUCAAACAAGUGCCUUGUAUAUAACUGCUAUAAAUAAUAAAUCAAUUGUUUCUAA